AUGAUGCUCGGCCAGCGAGCAAUGGACGCCGACUACAACGCGACGCACGUCGCCGACGACGAUCCGUCGGCCGACACGCCGCGCUCUGCCGACCUCCUGCACGCCGUCAGCGUCGGCGGCGCGCUGUGCAUCGUCAACGUCAUCAUCGUCUUUGGCAACGCGCUCGUGCUGUACGCGCUCUACAAGUGCCCGCAGCUGCAGACGCGCACGAACGCUCUCGUCGCGUCGCUCGCCGUCGCCGACUUCGUGCUAGGCGUGACCGUCAUACCGUUCCAGACGGGCAACACGAUGUUCGCCUACUGGCCGUUCCAUCCGACCUACUGCCAGAUCCACGGCUCGUUCGACGUGUUCAGCACGACGGCGAGCAUCCUGCACAUCUGCCUGAUCGCCAUGGAACGCUUCGUCGCCAUCAUCACGCCGAUGAAGUACAACAUGUAUGUGACGGAGCGCACGAUUCGCGUCUCGCUCGUCAUCGCGUGGAUAUUGUCGGCCGCCAACGGCACGGUCAUCUUUAUCCCGAGCCUCUGGCACGACCCCUACUACGACUUUGUGUACAACGAUCCGAACCUGUGCGCGCUGAUGCUCGGCAAUCCGUACGCGCAGAUCGACAGCGUCUUCAUCUACUUCCUGCCGAUGACGAUCGUGCUCAUCGCCUACGCGUGCAUCUGGUGGGCGGCGUGGAAGCAGACGCGUCGCAUCCUCAUGCGCUCCGAGUACGUGGACAGCAACAGCGGCGGCGGCGGCGGCGGCGGCUCGCAGCACACCGUCACGCUGCACCAGCUCGCUGAGAUGAAGGCGACGCGCACGCUCGGCAUCGUCAUACUGGCGUUCGUCGGCUGCUGGCUGCCCUACUUCAUCCUGACGCCGCUCGAGGCGAGCUGCCACUGCGUCAACGAUAAACUCUACCUGAUCGCCAUCUGGCUCGGCUACGCUAACUCGGCCGCCAACCCGAUCAUCUACUCGAUCUGCAAUCAGGGGUUCCGCGACGGCUUCAAGCAGAUACUCGGCUGCCACGCGGGCGUCAUGAACACGCUGUAG
This is a messenger RNA of Priapulus caudatus, 1038 nucleotides long. RefSeq names its product beta-2 adrenergic receptor-like. Lineage: Eukaryota; Metazoa; Priapulida; Priapulimorpha; Priapulimorphida; Priapulidae. Gene Ontology annotation, cellular component: membrane. Gene Ontology annotation, molecular function: G protein-coupled receptor activity. Gene Ontology annotation, biological process: adenylate cyclase-activating adrenergic receptor signaling pathway. The coding region runs from base 1 to 1038 and encodes 345 amino acids. The record is from RefSeq and is a predicted model, not a curated record. The transcript has a single exon.